Molecule: messenger RNA, 990 nt
Organism: Arabis nemorensis
Lineage: Eukaryota; Viridiplantae; Streptophyta; Magnoliopsida; Brassicales; Brassicaceae
Source: the annotation of a GenBank genome assembly
AUGCUCUCUCGGCGUCUUCUUCCUUCCUCAGAUUUCUACGCAGCGAAACUCAAAUCAAUCUUUUCUCCUUCAAUGGCAUUGAUCCAACAUGGUUCGGUUUCUGGAUCUUCUGCGGUUCGAUUAAGCUUCUUAUCGUCCACAUCACCACCGUUGACGACGAGGAUUUCUCUCAAUUUUCAGCCGGAGAAGAAAGGUUGGAGGAAGAGUUGUUCCCGGAGAAUGAUAAGCAGAGCUAUGGUACAAGAAGCUGUUCAAGGGAUUCCUUCCGUUUACGCUAGAGAAAUGGAACGUCUCUCCGCUAAGGAAUCACUGAUUCUCGCCUUCAAUGAUGCUGGAGGAUUUGAGGCUUUGGUUACAGGGAAAGUCACUGAUCUUCAAAAGAUUGAUGUGAAUGAGAGGAUAACUAGUCUUGAGCGGCUUAACCCGACUCCUAGACCAACCACGUCUCCUUAUCUCGAAGGCAGAUGGAGUUUUGAGUGGUUUGGAUCCAGCACUCCUGGUUCACUUGCUGCGCGGGUUAUAUCCGAGAGGUUUCCUUCGACGUUGUUGAGUCUAUCCAAUAUGGACAUAGUUAUUAAGGAUGCUAACGCAAAGGCGACUGCAAACAUCAAACUGCUAAACAUGAUAGAAAACAAAAUCAUCUUGUCAUCGAAAUUGACGGUAGAAGGGCCUUUAAGGAUGAAAGAAGAGUAUUUAGAAGGAAUGCUUGAGUCGCCAACGGUUAUUGAAGAAGCAGUACCGGAACAGCUAAGAGGGUUAUUGGGUCAAGCUACCACGAGGUUGCAACAGCUUCCUAGACCUAUCAAGGAUACUCUAGCCAAUGGUCUAAGAAUUCCUCUUGGUGGAUCUUACGAGAGAUUCUUCAUGAUAUCUUAUCUAGACGACGAGAUUCUUAUUGUAAGAGACACCUCGGGAGUGCCUGAAGUUCUAACGAGGGUGGAAACAUCGUCUUCAUCGAGCGUUGUAGACAAGCUUGAAUACAACAGUUAA